UUUCUAUUUGUUUGUAAACAUUUAAACACAACAGUUCGCUUAUCGUUUGGGUUUUUUUUUGUGCAAAAUAACUUUGUAAGACGGCACUAUUCAUCACAUAAACGAACAUAUUUCGUUUCUUUCUGACGACUUUACUUGAAAAUCAACCUCCACUAUGGCCAAAAUCACGGUGAAAACGGAACCCGAUUACGAAAUGCACUCCACCCUGGAGGAUCAGCAAACGCAGCAGGAGGGAUCUGAGGAUAUGACUUCUUUCUGUUACGAAACUGUGGUCAAGGAGGAAGUUAUCCUGGAAGACGAAUUUAUUUCACCAGAAGAGGAGAGCGCCAGAGAGUGUAAUAAGGCAUUUGCCACGGAAAACAAAAGCCACAUCAAACGAGCUCACGAGAAACAUGCACAGAAGAGCUCGGAGGUUUCCGUGCUGGAAGAGGAUGGAGUCUUCAUCUGCAGUAAAUGUAACAAAACGUUUGAGGAGCGACACUUGUGCCAGCAACAUAUUUCGAAACAUUUUUCAUUGACGAAGGAAAGAACUGUUUCCUGUCCCAAGUGCCCUAAAAAAUUUUUAUCUGAAAAACAUCUUGCAAAACACGAGGCAUGGCACGAAGCAUCUAUCAAAAAACAAAGUGAAGUAAUAAAAUGCGAUGAAUGCAACAAGACAUUCAAAACCAAGCGCAUGUUAACCCGACACCUCAAAAGGCACGAGGCCAUGAAAGAAGGCAAAUAUCAAUGCAAGAUUUGCAGUAUGCGACACGCAUCUGACUACGAGUUAAAAAUUCACACUAAGAGGCACGAAAUUAACGUGAAAAUGCCGUCAGUUCCACCUCCAGUUAUAAUUGUAAGAAAUGAUCAUAGUGCAUUCCAAUGCUCCGAGUGCAGUAUGGUGUUCACCGUCCGACGGGCCUAUAAAACCCAUGCGCAAAAACAUAUAAAUAUACGAAAUGGCAUGUAUAAGUGCGAUAUUUGCGAAAAGAUAUGCGGAUCUUCCCAUAAUCUCGACACGCACAUGCGGAGACAUCGAAACGGAGAGAUAAAAGAAGUUACUCAACCUAGAGAACUGUCGUAUGAAUGCUCAAAAUGUGAUAAAAAAUUUGGCAGGCAGCUUCUGUUAAGUAAACACUUCAAAAUUCACGAGGCUAUCGAAAAAGGUCUUUACAAGUGCAAGUUAUGUGGAAAGUAUUUAGGGUCACCCAGAUCGCUCGUACUACACGAGCAAAGACAUGAUGCCAAUAAGAAAGCAAGAAAUGCACAUAAAUGUAUCGAAUGUGACCGCACGUAUUUUCGCAAGUAUUCCUUUAUCUGCCAUGUUAAGGCGAGGCACGGUGGAAAUGAACCGAAUCAACGAGAAAAUGUAAAAAUCGACAAAUGUUGAGCAUAUGUUACUUCAGUUUUUCUU
This is a messenger RNA of Culex pipiens pallens (northern house mosquito), 1393 nucleotides long. Its product is annotated as zinc finger protein 808-like. Gene Ontology annotation, molecular function: DNA-binding transcription factor activity, RNA polymerase II-specific; RNA polymerase II transcription regulatory region sequence-specific DNA binding. Gene Ontology annotation, cellular component: nucleus. The transcript is spliced from 6 exons. The coding region runs from base 155 to 1369 and encodes 404 amino acids. NCBI's taxonomy places the organism in Eukaryota, Metazoa, Arthropoda, Insecta, Diptera, Culicidae. Gene Ontology annotation, biological process: regulation of transcription by RNA polymerase II. The record is from RefSeq and is a predicted model, not a curated record.